AUGAGGCCGACACUACCCCUUCAAGUCGGACGCUACCGUCACCUGAAGCUGACGACCAAGGAUGUGAACAAGGGCUUCUACAAGGGAAACCGCACUGGCUCCAUGGGUCGCCAUACGAGGUACGGAGGAUACGUCAUUGAAUGGAACAAAGUGCGCACAUAUGCUGUACCGGAUCUGAAAGACUUCAAGCUUACUCCAUUCGUGAGCCGACAAGUCUACCCAGAGUCUGGUGAUUACAAAGGCCUGGCAAAGGGUUCGGCCGACCCGCACUUUUACGUCGAGCAAUGGAAGCGAUACAACGGCGUGGACUAA
This is a messenger RNA of Beauveria bassiana ARSEF 2860, 312 nucleotides long. RefSeq names its product 50S ribosomal protein YmL27. NCBI's taxonomy places the organism in Eukaryota, Fungi, Ascomycota, Sordariomycetes, Hypocreales, Cordycipitaceae. The record is from RefSeq and is a predicted model, not a curated record. Bases 1 to 312 code for a protein of 103 amino acids. Gene Ontology annotation, biological process: translation. The transcript is spliced from 2 exons. Gene Ontology annotation, cellular component: mitochondrial large ribosomal subunit. Gene Ontology annotation, molecular function: structural constituent of ribosome.